This is a messenger RNA of Trifolium pratense (red clover), 938 nucleotides long. RefSeq lists its product as uncharacterized. Bases 116 to 343 code for a protein of 75 amino acids. NCBI's taxonomy places the organism in Eukaryota, Viridiplantae, Streptophyta, Magnoliopsida, Fabales, Fabaceae. The transcript has 2 exons. The record is from RefSeq and is a predicted model, not a curated record.
CUAGAAAAAAACGUCGCCUUCAUCAAAAACAAUUUUUUAUUUUUUUUUUAAUGAAAAUCAUAUUGUGGGCAGAGCAGAGAACCCUUAUUCGUGAAUCGGCGUACGAAGAGGAAGCAUGGGUUUGACGAAUUUCGUACUGACGGUGGCCGGUGUAAGCGCCGUUGUUCUUCUUCUAAGGAGCGACGUGAAGCAAUCUGCGUCCAUAUUCAAACGCAACGUCAAACAAAUUCGCCACUGGCUUGAAGAAGAAACCGCCAAUUCUUCAAAGAAAAUAGAGAAGGCUGCAAAGGAACUGGAAUCGAAGGUUCCUCCAAAAGACAUUCCUAAGCAGGACAAGCACUAAUGUUUAUGUGGUUGAUGGAGUGAUGGGGUGGGUUUAGUGUAGUAAUUUUUCAGUUUCUUUAUUCUCACCUCUUACUGUCUUUGAUGGAUACAAAUUUCCUUUUUUUUUGUUUAAUAUACUAUAAUGAAUUCUUCAACAAUGUCAUUGAUAGAGAUGUUGGUCUUGAUAUAAAUGUUAAGACUAAAAUAUGGAGGGUAUAUUCGAGAAAGAGAAGGAAGGAGUAGCUGGCAAGUAAAGCAUGUGCAGAAGGUGUGUGAGUCAUGUGCAUGAUGUGUGCACGGCUACUAUAUAAGGAGUAGUAUGAGAAAUGAAUAAAUAAUUUAGCCUAGUUUUCUGUUAGAGUCAAUGGGGUCAUCUUGUAUAAGGAGUAGUAUGAGAAAUGAAUAAUUUAGCCUAGUUUUCUGUUAGAGUCAAUGGGGUCAUGGUCAUCUUGUAAGGUGAUUUGGGAGAGUCUAUGUACUCAUUGGGAUUGGUAGUGAGUCACUAUCAUUAUGUUAUCUUUUCAUUCCUUGUUUACAGCUUUACAGAGUCCAUUUCUUUGUUAAAGUACAAUUGCUAUUCCAUUAAUAUUCUAUUUCAUUCCUUUUUAUUCCAA